Molecule: messenger RNA, 4793 nt
Organism: Bombus terrestris (buff-tailed bumblebee)
Lineage: Eukaryota; Metazoa; Arthropoda; Insecta; Hymenoptera; Apidae
Product: paired box protein Pax-6
Exons: 10
Coding region: 898-2490 (530 amino acids)
Biological process (GO): regulation of transcription by RNA polymerase II; anatomical structure development
Molecular function (GO): RNA polymerase II cis-regulatory region sequence-specific DNA binding; DNA-binding transcription factor activity, RNA polymerase II-specific
Source: RefSeq, a predicted model, not a curated record
UCGCCAGCACGACCCAACGAGAGUCCGCAAGUCGUUGCGUGCCAGUCCGUGCGUGUGCUUUACCUAAUAAUAUUUCCACGGCCAGCAUUGCCCGCUAGUGCUCUCUCUCUCUCACUCACUCUUUCUAUCUCUCUCGCGCUUUCUCUGUCUCUCUUUCCCUUUCUAUAUCGCACGUUGCCUAAGCCCCGUGUGUGUGUGCGGAGGCACAGGAGUUCUCUCUCCAGAGAGAGAGCCAAGAAAGCAGAAGAAUCACGCUGCAGAGCAGCACGUGUGCUGCGCUCGUGCGGAUCGUACGAGUCACCCCCGUCGCGUUUACUUGCUACUAAGCGUUAAUUUUCCGCGAUUAUCACCGCGAGGACACGGUUUCACGCGGUUUCACUCGGUUUCACUCGGUUCGACAAGGUUUCACGCGGUUUGGACUCGCUUGAUCGGGGUGAAUUUGGUGUAUAAGGACACGAUAUUUUGAAAUAAGAAGAUCGGGUUACAUAAGCAGAUAAAGCAGAGAGAGAAUCGUAGAUUGAUUGACCGAAGGUUUGCCGAACACGGUUUUCGGUGUUUGUUCAUUGUUGAGUUUUAUCAGGGACGUGAGUCUCGAUUUCUUAGCUAAGGGACAGUUGAAUAGUGGUAGGAAACGCGAGUGACUGUAAUAGACGCGAUAAGCGUGCUUUCGUGAAGAUUGUGCCAAAGUACACCGUGUGACGAUACCACGUUGCUUAUUCCGGAUUCCUCGUGCGGCGUCCGAAGCAGCCUGGUCGGGAGAUAGGCAUCGGCCGACGGCAGCUUUUGUGACCGGAAGUGCCUAAAGGCCCGAAGAUUCUGCCUUCGCAGCAGCUGGGCGCUGCGGUCGCUCCAUGGCCGGGCGCCACCGGCCUCCUAGCCUCUGUCACCGCUGACGAUAUGGCACACAAAGGUCACAGUGGCGUCAAUCAGCUCGGAGGUGUUUUCGUCGGCGGUAGGCCGCUUCCAGACUCGACGAGGCAAAAGAUCGUCGAGCUAGCGCAUUCGGGCGCACGACCUUGUGACAUUUCUAGGAUUUUGCAAGUUAGCAAUGGCUGCGUCUCGAAGAUUCUUGGGAGCAGGUACUAUGAAACCGGAUCCAUCAGGCCCAGGGCAAUCGGUGGCAGUAAACCGCGCGUAGCCACAGCAGAAGUCGUAAGCAAGAUUUCCCUUUACAAAAGCGAAUGCCCCUCUAUCUUUGCGUGGGAGAUCAGAGAUCGUUUGCUCCAGGAAGGUGUCUGCACCAAUGAUAACAUCCCUAGUGUGUCAUCUAUAAAUAGGGUACUGAGAAAUUUAGCAGCACAGAAGGAGCAACGGCAACAACAGCAACAGCAGCAGCAAGGGGUGGCUGCUGUUGGUGUUGGAGUUGGUGCUGGUAGCCCAGCUGAGAGCGUUUACGACAAAUUGAGGCUACUGAAUGGGCAAACCACAGGCUGGCCGAGGCCCAAUCCAUGGUAUCCAUCUGGUGCUGGCAGUCCGUUUCCAUCCCUGCAGCCCAGCUUGAGUCCAAGUCAUUGUACAGCCUUGCCGCCGGAUCCUGCGGAUAUUCUGCAUGCAAAGAAAGUUGCAGAACUGGAGGGUGGUGCACAUUCGGACGAAACGAACAGUGGAGGUGACAACAGCAACGCCGGAAGUGUAUCCGGAGGCACGGACGACGAUCAGGCGCGUCUUCGUUUAAAAAGGAAGCUUCAAAGGAAUCGUACAAGCUUCAGUAACGAGCAAAUCGACGCUCUCGAGAAGGAAUUUGAGAGAACGCAUUAUCCAGACGUUUUCGCCAGGGAAAGACUUGCUGGAAAGAUUGGUCUACCGGAAGCUCGAAUACAGGUGUGGUUUUCGAAUCGGCGGGCGAAGUGGCGGCGCGAAGAGAAAUUGCGCACGCAACGGAGGGACAACCCGCAACACCAGCAGUCGCAACAGCAACAGCAACAGCAACAACAGUCGCAGCAGCAGCAACAACAGCAACAGCACGCCGGAGGUGUGAGUCUAGUUGGCGCUGGCCAUCCAACACCGCCGCCAGCCUCGGGUAUUUUGGCUAGUCAACCACCCCCGCAAGCACCGCCCUCUCCACCCAGGAUACAUCAUGGUUUCGCGCCCACAGCUGUUUAUCCAGGAAUACCAAGCAUGCCUGAUUCAUACAGCCCCAUGACGUCGAUGCCGAGUUUCACUAUGUCCGGUGGAAGUCAGCAAAACCAGCACACUACCAGCAGCAUGUCAUCGUUAUCAACGAGCGGUGGGAUGGGCCCUAUGGGCAUGACCGUGGGCAUGACGGUGGGACCGAGUCCCGGAGCGUGUCUUCAACAACGAGACAACGGAUACUCGUGUGGUGUGGCUCGCCCACCGAGUUACGAGCCUCUUCAUCUUGGAUACGGGGCACGGCCCACGUGCAGUCCCACUCAACCAUACCAUACCGCGGGCCUGAACCAGUACAAUCAAAACACCAGCUCCACCGGUGAGUGUCUACCGCACUCACUGCACUCGCUGCUUGCACUUUAGCCGAUGGACUACCACGGAUAACACGCUAUUCAACCUCCCGGUCUGAUAUCACCAGGUGUCAGUGUACCGAUUGCAGUACCAGGUCAACCAGCACCAGAUAUGGCAGCGCAAUAUUGGUCCCCUCGGUUACAGUGACCGUGGUGGUCAUCGGUGUCGACAUCCUCUCCGUAGGCUUGAGCUUCUUUGACUUACGUUAAUUUUACAAACGUUAGAUACAAGAGAACGCAAGGAGAAGACGUUCGAAAUCGAUGAAAGGGCAGCUCUUGCAAUCGUUCAGUAAAAUAUCGAUUCAACUGUCGUCGAUGAUCGUCGACUGCCUUUGAGAAUUCAAAGGCGAUCUCUUGAAAAUCGUUCGAAGAACAUAGGAAGGAGGAAGGAGAAUAAAAAAUAAUGACAAUGAUAUACGUCACGUCUGAUACAAGAUCUAUCAAGCAUAAAAAAGAAGAAGUUUCGCAAAAAGUUUCUUUUGUGCGAGAUGAAAGUUUUUGCAAAUCAUUAGACGUGAACGAGUAUAAAUUAGAAAUUAUGUUCAGUUGCUUUUUCUUCAAGUGAUUUUUCAUCCGAUCUUUUGAAAUAUAUCACUGUUCGUAAGUAUUAAGAUAUUUACAGAACGUGAGGUUAAUGUUGGAAAUAAUUGGGAAAUUCUUACUGCAAUCCUUAAGAAUGAAUAUAUAAUUUGAAAAACAGAUGGAGGUAACAGAAUCUCAAGAUACAUACAAAAAUCGUAUAUUUGAAAAUUCGAAAAUUCUGAAGAUUUGAAAAUCCAGAAAUUUGAAAGUUUGAGAAUUUGAAAAUUCGAGAGUUUGGACAAAUUCGGGAACGGUGAAUUCGAAAACUUUAAUAUUUGCUAUUUCAGAAACGCUAAAAUUUUGAAAAUUCGUAAGUUUGAAGCUUCGUAAUUCGAAGAUUCGAGAAUUUGGAAACUCAAAAGUUUGUCAACUUGAAAGUUUGAAAAUUCAAAAGUCCAAAGACUUACUUAUCAAUCGAAAGACAUAAACAUCCAAAAAUUUCAAAAUUUGAAUAUUUAAGAAAUCGAAGAUUCUAAAAUUUGAAGAUUUAUAAAUUCUGAAAUUCAAGAAUAUGUCGUGUCAAAGGAACAUUAAUUGUUAAUUAGGAUCAUCUAAUUCAGUACAUUCGCCUUGUAACUCUUGCAAACUCUUAAUAUCAUUGUCGUACGUGCAAAAUCAUGAUCGUCUAUAAUCAUGUAAUUGAUAAUUUACAGCGAUUAUUGCAUCCAGAUAGAGUUAUUAAACCAGAAAAUAUCUUGAUACUUCUGAACGGAGACUUAUCCACGAAAAAUAUGAAAUUCGAGCUUCGUGAAUAUCGAUCGAGGAGAAAGCGAUCGAUUGGUAAAUAUUACUUUGAAAAUGCUCGUACACGCCUAAAAGCAUGAUGACAAGACACUUUUGCCUCGAGCAGACUUACAGAAAGAUCAUCUUUAGAAGUCUCUUAGUCGUAGACUCGCGUAUCGUCGAUAUUGUAAGAAGAAAAUAAAACAGGUCGGGAAUUAACAUAAUCAGUACGUAUUGAUUAUAAAAACAAUCAAAACAGCUAUGGUAAUAGUGUAAUGUUUAUGCCGUAAACGAUUGUAAUCACUUGAUCUCUUUUACAUUUCUAUAUAGCUGUUGUAUUUUUUCUAAUGCUAGAGACCAAAGAAGUUGGAUCGAACAAAAUUAUUUUGCGGAAUAUGAAUUUAUUGAAUAAAAGUAAAAUUUCUGUGAAAGAAAUUGAAGCCAUAUAGUAGAACUGAGAGCAUUAGCAAAUUUGUUAUAUAAUAUGGACACGUAAACGUCGACUCUUUCGAAACGAAUUUUGUUAAUAAUGGACACAAUGAUAUAACGAUACGAAUUAUGAUAUACUAACAUUUAGAAAAGUUUUAGGUUAUACAUAAUUCUAAAAAUAAAAUAUAAAUGGCUUUCAUUUGUAAUGCGUGGACUGCGGAUAUUUAUGCAAAUUUCUAUUUUUAUGAACAUAAUUUACAAAAUGAAAACUACAUAGGUAUAAUAUUGUUUUACCUAAUAAAUAUUAGAAAAUGCUGUACAUUCGAUAUUUUAUAUUUUAUAUCGAAUUAAGAUAUUUCAAUAUUUUAUAUCGAAAGUAUAUUUUUACAUAUUAUGUGCGUUCUAUGUGUCCGAGCAUUUUCGAACUUUCUAUAGAAAUCCGCAGUCCAAUGAUAGGAUCCAUGUCUCAUCACCCGGUUUUCCAAAUGUUAUUUUGGACCGUACUAUCUCGAAAAGAACUAAUAUCCGUAAUUUAUAAUAUACCUUUACUUAAAAGGUAAAAAGCGGGAGCUUCAAAUAUCU